CAAAAGCUGAAGAAAACAAACAAAAAAAUCAAAAUCUGACAUAUUCAGAACAACAAAACAGACAAAAAGAUCUAUACGAUCACUGGUUUCAACAAGAACUAGCAAGAGGAAGACAACUAACUCAACAAAUUAAUUCCAGACAAACAUCACCACAAUUUAGACGAUCAAGAUCAUUAUCCACUAGCAACCAAUCACAAUUAACAGCAAGAGUCACUGAACAUAAACAAUCACGAAUAAUCAUAGACAAAACAGAUGAAUUUGACGAAAACACAUCACGAUUAUAUUGGGAUAGGAGUAUAACUCAAUAA
Molecule: messenger RNA, 308 nt
Organism: Ambispora gerdemannii
Lineage: Eukaryota; Fungi; Glomeromycota; Glomeromycetes; Archaeosporales; Ambisporaceae
Source: the annotation of a GenBank genome assembly